This is a messenger RNA of Doryrhamphus excisus (bluestripe pipefish), 3219 nucleotides long. It is a transcript of the gene zbtb17, whose product is annotated as zinc finger and BTB domain containing 17. Gene Ontology annotation, biological process: regulation of transcription by RNA polymerase II. The record is from RefSeq and is a predicted model, not a curated record. Gene Ontology annotation, molecular function: protein binding; RNA polymerase II cis-regulatory region sequence-specific DNA binding; DNA-binding transcription factor activity, RNA polymerase II-specific. Lineage: Eukaryota; Metazoa; Chordata; Actinopteri; Syngnathiformes; Syngnathidae.
UUCACACCGCGCAUGCUCACAGAAACACAUCUGACCCGUCUCUUGCAAUCGAUCAGCGAGAGGAAGAUGGCGGUGAGAGUCAACAUCACAUGAUCGAUCGCCGAAAAACUCGAUCGGGGAUUUUCUAUCUAACCGAGACAAGCGCUCCAAAACACGACCAAGACCAGCCAUUUCACAUCGCAUUGAAGAAGCGACUAUAUAUACGACAUUCCGUGGAGUUACAGCCAAAGUCAAAAAGCCUUGAAGGGCAAUGGAGUUCCCUUGGCAUAGUGGGAAGGUUCUGGAGCAGCUGAACCACCAGCGCAAGCAGGGCCUGCUGUGUGACUGCACCUUUGUUGUGGAUGGAGUUGACUUCAAGGCCCACAAAUCCGUGCUGGCGGCCUGCAGCGUGUACUUCCGCACGCUCUUCUUGGACCAAAAGGACGUGGUGCAUCUGGACAUCAGUAAUGCCGCAGGUUUGGGACAAGUCCUGGAAUUCAUGUACACAGCCAAGCUGAGUUUGAACCCUGGUAAUUUAGAGGAUGUGAUGGCGGUUGCUAACUUCCUGCAAAUGCAAGAGAUUAUAAACGCUUGUUCUGUGUACCAGUCAGUGGCAAAUCCAGCUCCAUCUCUUAUCACAUUGGAUAUUGUCGGAGAAAAAACAGAUGAUAAACAGUCAGGAGAGAAGCAUGACUGUAACUUGGCAGAAGUGGCGUUACAAGCAGAGCUUAGUCCCUCCAGAACACCCAGGGAAGACAGUAACAAGAGCACAGAACAUCAGGACCUUACUGAAGAAAAUGAAGACAUCGGCGUUCAAACGACAAAGCCUGCCAAAACCAUCACCACUGCUGCUCAAAGGAGGAUGCUUGUAAAGGAGGAGGAGGAUGGCGCUGCACAGGAUGCACCCACAAUGGAGGCCGACGCUGCUGAUAAAGACUACACACCCCAUAAACCGAUCAAAUCAGUCACCACCCCCAUUUUUACAAGCUCUCGUGGUAGACGGAUUCGAAAACCUCCCCAAAGAAACUUCCCACCUGAAGACGACACAGAUGAUGAAGGAACAAAAAACAAAGUCCAGCAGAUGACCGACUCAACAGAGGAGACCAGACCAGACCAUGAGAAUGAAUGUGAGGAUGAGGCAGAUGAGGAAGACAUGGCACCUGAAGAAGAAACCACUCAUCCGAUGGACAGACCGGUUCACCCCACGGGUUUCACCAACCGAUCCGAAUCCAAGCCAUACAGCUCAAUGACACACAAAUGUGAGGACUGUGGCAAGAAAUUCACACAUACUGGGAAUUUCAAAAGACAUAUGCGUAUUCACACGGGAGAGAAGCCCUUCACAUGUCGAGACUGCAACAAGGCCUUUUCUGACCCAGCGGCUUGUAAAGCUCAUGAGAAAACACACAGUCCACUCAAGCCAUACAGCUGCUUGACAUGCGGAAAGAGCUACCGGCAGAUCAGCCUGCUCAACCUGCACCGCAAGCGGCACACCGGAGAGGCACAGUACAGCUGUGAGGUGUGCGGAAAGCUCUUCACCACGUCAGGGAACCUGAAGCGCCACCGGCUGGUGCACAGCGGUUUGAAGCCAUACCAUUGCGACUACUGUGAGAAGGCUUUCUCCGACCCCACUGCCAAGAUGCGACACCUGGAGACACACGACGCCAACAAGGCCAACAAGUGUCCACACUGCGACAAACGUUUCAAUCAGAUUGGAAAUCUGAAGGCUCACUUAAAAAUCCAUAUCGCAGAUGGGCCCCUGAAGUGCAGAGAAUGUGGCAAACAAUUUACCACCUCAGGAAAUCUGAAGCGACACUUACGGGUCCACAGCGGGGAAAAACCAUACGUCUGCGUGCACUGCCAAAGAGCUUUCAGUGACCCAGGGGCUCUGCAACGACAUGAACGCAUCCACACAGGGGAGAAACCUUGUGUCUGUCCCACCUGUGGCAAAGCCUUCACGCAGGCCAGCUCCCUCAUUGCACACGUCCGCCAGCACACUGGAGAGAAACCCUUUGUGUGUGAUCGUUGUGGUAAAAGAUUUGUACAGUCCAGUCAACUGGCUAAUCACAUUCGCCACCAUGACAAUGUCCGCCCUCAUCAGUGUCAAAUGUGUAACAAGGCCUUUGUUAAUGUGGGAGACCUUUCAAAACACAUCAUCAUUCACACCGGCGAGAAACCAUUCCUGUGUGAUAAAUGCGGCAGGGGGUUUAACCGCGUGGACAAUCUGCGCUCUCACGUCAAGACCGUGCACCACGGCAAAGCUGGCAUGAAGAUGCUGGCUGGAGCUGGCAGCAGCACAGGCGAGGGCGCCGAAGGCUGUGCUGAGGCGUCUACCUCCGACAGCGAGAUCAACAUAGUAACUGUUAGCGAGGACAUUGUCACACUGGCGGCGGGAACCCUGUCAGGCAGCGCUGUAGCUCAGCUAACAGUGGUACCAGUGGAUGCAUCAGUGUGUGCUGAUGAAACAGAAGCUUUGAAAGCAGAAAUUACCAAAGCUGUAGAGAAAGUGCAAGAAGCAGACCCCAACACCCAGAUACUUUAUGCCUGUGAUUCAUGUGGUGAUAAAUUCCUGGAUGCCAGUUCGCUAGCUCAGCAUGUACGCAUCCACACAGCACAAGCCUUGGUCAUGUUUCAAGCAGACUCCGACUUCUACCAGUACACCACAGUCACCACUGCUGAGGGUGAGACCGCUACGGCAUGGACCCCCACCACCGAACAUGUCAUCCAGGAAGAAGGGCUCAUCUUUCGUGGCCAAGAGGGAGAUGUGGAAGAGGGGAUUGUGGGCAAGCCACAAGAAAGAGGAGUGGUUCAUACGAAGAAAGGGGAAGAUGGGGAAGUGGAAAUGCCAGGUGAUAUCCAGGCAGGUGAAAAAGCUGAAACUGAGACGGAGCUGAUUGUGUGUGCAGUUCAAGUGUAGUCAUGUUUAAAAGUUACUUGGACUAUACUCCAGUGGAUGCAAUACAAAUGAUACAGCCUAAAUUGUACAUUAUUACAGCAUAUUUACGUUUAGACCCAACUAAAGCUGUAUCAUUCUCCCCAUGGCAUUCAUCUCACGUAUGUACAUUUUUCUUUUAAAUAUAUAUAUAUAUAUAUAUAUUUUGUGUCGUAUUUUCCUAAAUUAACAUGAUUUGUUACGCAUUGUAUGUCUAUUCUGUUUUUAUUAUUAUUUAUUUUGUGCCCGAAAGUCUUAACUUGUUUGUUACAACAUAAUCCUUAUACCUCUCGAAUAAACAGUAGUCACUG